This is a messenger RNA of Oryza brachyantha (malo sina), 1809 nucleotides long. RefSeq names its product probable serine/threonine-protein kinase PBL19. NCBI's taxonomy places the organism in Eukaryota, Viridiplantae, Streptophyta, Magnoliopsida, Poales, Poaceae. The record is from RefSeq and is a predicted model, not a curated record. Gene Ontology annotation, biological process: protein phosphorylation. Gene Ontology annotation, molecular function: protein kinase activity; ATP binding. Bases 336 to 1538 code for a protein of 400 amino acids. The transcript has 4 exons.
GCGCUAGCUUCACAAAAGGACGCGGUACUGGACUGGACUGCUGCCUCCCUAGCUGCCUUCUUCUCCUCCCCUCUCCUCCCCUCUCAACUGCCGAAAUCUUGCCGAGCUUUCUUGAUUCAUCGUCAUCCGCGGUUCACACUGCGUCUCCGCCUCUUCCGUUCUUCUUCGCCUACAAAAGGUUUCCUCCCCGGGAGGGCGCACACGGUCCGCGUGCGUGCGUGCGUGCGGCGCUUUCCUUUCCUUCCUCGCGCGGCGCAAGAAAGCGGCCGUCUUGUCGGCCGCGACGGAGCUGAGCCUGAGCUCUGGGUGUGAGGUCGAGGCACGGGAGGCAAGAAAUGAACUGCCUUGGUUGGCUCAAGAAGAGGAGGUCCAAGAGCAAGGGGUCGGGGAAGCGGGCGACGACGACGACGACGGCGUCGGCGGUGAGCACGAGCCGAUCGGACGACUCCGGCGGGGUGCGCCCCGCGAGCAAGUCGACCGGGUCGACGUCGUCGCACCGGAGCAUCUCGUCGCUGUACGAGGAGCGGGGCCAUGGCCAGCUGCGGGACUUCGACUACGACGAGCUCCAGGCCGCCACCAAUGGGUUCAGCCGCGCCCAGAAGCUCGGCGAGGGCGGCUUCGGCAGCGUCUACAAGGGCUUCGUCCGCCCGCCCGACGGCAAGGGCGAUCGCCUCGCCGUCGCCGUCAAGUGCCUCAACCAGCGGGGUCUCCAGGGUCAUAAGCAGUGGUUGGCCGAAGUACAGUUCCUUGGGGUUCUUGAGCACCCAAACCUUGUAAAACUUCUUGGAUAUUGUGCUGUUGAUGGUGAAAGGGGGCCGCAAAGAUUGUUGGUGUACGAGUAUAUGCCUAAUAAGAGCCUGGAAGAUCACUUAUUUGUCCGAGCUUAUACUCCUCUCUCGUGGAAUAGAAGGCUUCAGAUAAUCUUGGGUGCUGCAGAAGGAUUAGCUUACCUGCAUGAAGGGUUAGAAGUUCAGGUAAUCUACCGGGACUUCAAAGCUUCUAACAUUUUAUUGGACAAAGACUUCAGAGCAAAGCUGUCAGACUUUGGGCUAGCAAGGGAGGGACCAACUGGAGCAAACACUCACGUCUCCACAGCGGUGGUUGGGACGCACGGGUACGCGGCGCCGGACUACAUAGAGACGGGGCACCUGACGGUGAAGAGCGACGUGUGGAGCUUCGGGGUGGUGCUGUACGAGAUCCUGACGGGGCGGCGGACGCUGGACCGGCACCGGCCGCCCGGGGAGCAGAAGCUGCUGGAGUGGGUCAGCCAGUUCGCCCCCGACAGCCGCAACUUCCGCAUGAUCAUGGACCCCAGGCUCCGCGGCGAGUACUCCGUCAAGGCCGCCAGGGAGAUCGCCAAGCUCGCCGAGAGCUGCCUCCUCAAGAACGCCAAGGAGCGCCCCACCAUGUCCGAGGUCGUCGACGUGCUCCGGCGGGCCGUGCAGGCGCAGCCCGACACGCCCACCGCCGCCGCCUCCGCCAAGGGGAAGAGGGUCGACGUGGCGGCGCCACCGCCGGCGGCGGCGAGGAGGAGGUGAACUGGCUGCCACAGAGAAGAAAAAGUACAGAGAAGAGAGGAUUUUUUUUUCUUGAUUUUGCGCAUGUUAACUUGGACAGUUUGUGCAUACAGAUUACAGAAACGAAUUGGUGGAUUAAUUCGUUGCAUUUUUAUUUUGUUUUCAUUUCUCUUUUGAGGCUUAUUUAGGAUGAGUAUAGCAUGAGAGUACAUUUGAUUGGUAGAUAAAUAUUUCAUUGAAAAUGUGACAGUAUCUAAUAUAUCUGCUUAGGUAAUGAGACUGAUUGAUUUGC